Trypanosoma conorhini is the source of this 1266-nucleotide messenger RNA. RefSeq lists its product as uncharacterized. Lineage: Eukaryota; Euglenozoa; Kinetoplastea; Trypanosomatida; Trypanosomatidae. The transcript has a single exon. The record is from RefSeq and is a predicted model, not a curated record. Bases 1 to 1266 code for a protein of 421 amino acids. Gene Ontology annotation, molecular function: calcium ion binding.
AUGACAGUCCUUUACGCCUCCAAGGCGAAGUCUACGCGUUUUAAGGCGGUGGUGGAGAGAGCGAGGCGGCUUCUGCUUGCCGGGGCAUCGGGAGCUAAUGCGAUUCGCGUACUUAGCCGCAGCCUUGGCAUAGCAGUGGAUGCUGGCGGGAAGCUUGUGGAGAAAGCCACCUUUGUAGAAUGCCUGGAGCAAAGUGGAGUUCCAUUAGACGAGAAGGAUGUGGAGGCGGUAAUGUCUGUCUUAGAUAGGAAGGGCGAUGGCACACUGGACCCGGUAGAUUUUAUUGCUGCCUUGCGCAGGGAUCUCACCCCAGUGAAGUCUGCGUGGAUCACGCGGGUGUGGUACCAAUUUAAGCAGAACGCAGAUGGGACGAUCCGCAUUGACGAUCUGGUGAAUGCGUUUAAUGCUGCGGGAGAUCCCGCGGUUGUGCGUGGCGAGCGCAGCGAGGAAGAGGUGCGUGAGGAAUUUCAAGCAACAUUCAACACCACCACGAAUCCUGAAGGUGUCUUAACGCGGCAGGAGUUUGAGGAGUACUACUCAUGUGUGGCAGGGUCUUGCCUUGACGACGCUUCGUUCCUGACGCUCGUGCGGGGUGUGUGGCCUGCGCUUGCAGGGAAUGCGGGUGGACCCAUUGAAGUGGCCUCUAAUAAAGAAAACAUAUGUGGCGCCACCUUUACGGCCUCGCAAACGGCCCUUGAGAAAGGUGACGUCAACAGGGUGAGGCAAAAUGCCGCAGACCUUGACGCGCUUAUUCGUACUAAACACCGUCCUGCUGUCAUGGCUAAACCGCUUGCCGCCCGACAACUUUCGCUUCAUUUGCGCGAAAAGGAUGCAGAGCGAACAUUUUUUCUCACAAGCGGCGCCUUCACAGAGGCAUUGUGGCAGCAACGACUCUACAUUCCAAGACCGGAUGAACUUUUGCCGGUUUUGGACACAAAAGGAGAAGGCUCGGUUGAUUACCUGCUCUACCUGACGUUGCUUCUCCCACCUCUACCCCCAGCCCGUAGAAUGAUGCUUGAGCGACUGUGGGAAUUGUUUCCAAAAGACACAUGCGGUACUAUUGAUGCCUUGGAGUUGCACCGGCGAUUCCAAGCAAAAGAUGGUGAGGAGAAGAAUGCGUUUCUCAGCGCAUGGGAUGUUCGCCGCGCCAUUCGACGGCGCCUCACGCUGGAGGAACUUGUCGAGUGGUACGUCCCCAUAAGCGAUAAGAUUCAGUUGGAUAAUGACUUCGCUGUGUUGCUGGAGCGACAGUGGGGUUUGGUGUAG